AUGGCCCUGGAUCUCCAAGAUGGCUUCGUUGCCGCCAAUGGCGUCCCAGAUCUCGAAGAAUCUAUUUUCACCAUAGAGCGCGUUCAGCUACAGUUCUCGGUAGCGGCUGAUUUUGUUGCUGCGCAGGUUGCUAACAACGUCAUCGUACUCGCCCUUUCCAAUGGACGCAUUCUCCGUAUUGACCUGGAACGGCCCGAGGAUAUUGACGAUAUCGAUCUUCCCAAAAAGCCAUCCGAGAUUGGCAUGAUACGGCGCAUGUUCCUCGACCCUACAGCUUCACAUCUAAUUGUUUGCACUGCGCUUGGCGAGAAUUAUUACCUCCACUCCCAGUCAAAACAUCCUCGGCCACUUGGGCGUCUGCGAGGAGUUUCGAUCGAGAGCGUGGCAUGGAACCCUUCGUUACCGACAGCGUCGACACGCGAGAUAUUGAUUGGUGCAUCAGAUGGCAACAUUUAUGAAGCCUUCAUUGAGACGUCAAAGGAGUUUUACAAGAAGGAGGUGAAGCACUUAAAGAAUCUACACAAGCUUCCUGACGGACCAAUCACGGGAUUGUGGGUGGACAAUCUUCAGAAUAACAAAUCAGACCUUCGGCGGGUUGUGAUAGCUACUCAGACACGCUUGUUUCACCUAGUCGGAAGGAUAGGUUUUGGGCAUGAUGGUUCAGGGUCUGUAUACACCCGAUUGUUCGAGUCAGAACAGCCUGUUGUUCACGAACUGUCCCGGACGACCUCAGGAGCACCUUCGAGCUUAGCGGUGUCCCCAGACCCCCCGGAUUCCGGACCAUACGAUGACGACAUUCCUGAAAGAGCAUAUGCGUGGCUUUCGUACCAAGGCGUGUUCCACGGUAAACUAUUGAACCAGCCUGCAGACAGCAACCUCGGGACCAAGGUCUUUUCAGAAUCACAUAUGCUCUCUAGAGCUCAGAUCCUUUCCCCUGAGAACAGCGAAAGACGAGUCCCGACAACCGAGGCAAUUGAUGCAAUCGCACUCACACAAUGGCAUAUUGUCCACCUGGUUGGAGGUCGUGUCAUCACAACGAAUCGCCUCACGGGAAAGAUGGUGUCUGAGCAUGAUGUUAUCGGUCAGGGACAGAAGCCUCUCGGGUUCUCCGUGGAUAUCCAAAAGAACACAUUUUGGCUAUUUACAUCAGACGAGAUAUUCGAGAUUGUGGUUCGAGAUGAGGAGCGCAACAUCUGGGAGAUUAUGACAAAACUGAAAGAGUUUGAGCCAGCUCUGCAACACGCUCGAACACCACUUCAAAAGGAAAUAGUCGCGGCUGCGUACGGUGAUCACUUGGCCAAGAAUGGACACUGGCUCGAGGCUGCUACUGUCUAUGGCCGCAGCAAUAAGCCUUUUGAAGAUAUUGCACUGAGCAUAAUCGACAAUAAUCAACCAGAUGCCUUGAGAAAGUUCUUACUGACGAAAUUAGUUUCGCUCAAGAAAUCUGCAGUGAUGCAGCGGAUGAUGAUCGCGGGAUGGUUGAUCGAGGUCUUUAUGUCCAAACUCAACACGCUGGAUGAUACGAUAAACACACAAGCUGAGCCGUCGGAGCACCUCAACUCGACUGAAUCACGCAAGCUACUCGAGUCUGUGAGGAAAGAAUUUAGAGAUUUUGUCGACAAGUAUAAAAACGACCUCGACCGGAAAAUGGUCUACGAUGUCAUCAGCAGCCACGGCCGUGAGGGAGAACUCCUAUACUUUGCCAAUGCGGUUAACGACUACAACUACGUUCUUUCGUACUGGGUACAGCGAGAGAGGUGGAAUGAGGUACUGAAUGUUCUCAAGAAACAGACGGAUCCUGAAGUCUUUUACCGAUAUAGCAGCGUGCUUAUGACAUAUGUCGCACCAGAGUUAGUUGAGAUUUUGAUGAGGCAUGCUGACCUGAAGCCUCGAAAUCUCAUACCAGCCUUUCUUGAGUACAACCGUACAUUCUCGGGAGGUCCCAAUGCACAGAACCAAGCCAUCAGAUACCUCAACUAUGCGGUUUAUCAGCUGAACUCGAAAGAUGCUGCUGUGCACAACACUCUCGUCUCGAUUUACGCUUCCCACUCCUCCAAGGAUGAAUCUGGACUUUUGUCCUACCUACAAGCACAAGGUGAUGAGCCGCGUUACGACCCAGAUUUCGCCCUUCGACUUUGCAUUCAACACCAUCGAACAUUGUCUUGCGUUCAUAUCUACACCAGCAUGGGGCAGUAUCUUCAAGCAGUCGACUUGGCGCUUUCUCAUGGCGAAGUUGAGCUGGCAGCAGUUAUUGCAGAUCGGCCCAUGUCGAGUCCGCAACUGCGCAAACGGCUGUGGCUUGCGGUGGCCCGAAAAGUCAUUUCUCAAUCGAAUGGAAUCAAGGCCGCCAUUGAAUUUCUCAAGCGGUGCGACUUGCUCAAGAUCGAGGAUCUCAUUCCUUUCUUCCCCGACUUUGUUGUUAUCGAUGACUUCAAAGAGGAGAUUUGCGCCGCGCUGGAAGAUUACAGCCGUAAUAUCGAUAACUUGAAGAAAGAGAUGGACGAGUCGUCGCAGACUGCAACAAAUAUCAAGGUUGACAUUGCUGCGCUCGAUCACCGAUACGCAAUCGUGGAACCUGGAGAGAAGUGUUAUACGUGCGGGCUACCGCUGUUGAGCAGGCAGUUCUUUGUGUUCCCCUGUCAGCAUUCGUUCCAUUCUGACUGCUUGGGACGCAAGGUGCUGGAGCAGGCGGGCGUUGGAAAGUCUACACGUAUCAGGGAACUUCAGACCCAGAUACAGAAGGGUUUGGUCAGUGGCACUCAGAGGGAGACUGUUGUGGCGGAGCUGGAUGCUCUUGUCGCUUCUGCUUGUAUUCUUUGCAGUGACCUUGCAAUCAAGAGGAUUGAUGAGCCUUUCAUUACGCAUAACGACAACGUCAACGAAUGGGCGUUGUAA
Messenger RNA from Fusarium mangiferae, 2895 nucleotides. RefSeq names its product putative DigA protein. The coding region runs from base 1 to 2895 and encodes 964 amino acids. The transcript is spliced from 3 exons. Gene Ontology annotation, molecular function: protein-macromolecule adaptor activity. Gene Ontology annotation, biological process: vesicle-mediated transport; organelle fusion; vacuole organization. NCBI's taxonomy places the organism in Eukaryota, Fungi, Ascomycota, Sordariomycetes, Hypocreales, Nectriaceae. Gene Ontology annotation, cellular component: endosome; HOPS complex. The record is from RefSeq and is a predicted model, not a curated record.